GGGGGGCGGCUUUGGAGUCGCCUUCCAGGUAGACGAGAGCAAAUGGUCAGCCGCGAGCCGGGGAUUAUGUCACUGGUGCGAGGCAGGAGCUCCGAAACGCUGCCUGGCGGGGCUGAUUGACAGCCGGGCCGGGAAGGCAAGGCUAUAAAAGGCGGCAACCUCCCGCCGAAAGCCACUGGAGAGGAUCCGAGCCGCUGCUGCCCCGCGCAGGGAGCCCGCAGCUUUUGGCCCCUGCCUUGUCCCCGGUGGCUUCCACUUGCUUUCCCCGUUGGAUUUGACUGGGAAUUUUCCAAAGGGCAAGAGCAUCACUGCAGCCUUGCAUGCCAGGAGUUAUGCUACUGAGGAGCAGCCUGUUGUGGCUAACCUUCUUGUUGACUCUGUGGGCUACUUCAAAUGCUCAAGAUGGUGACAAGGAAGAGGAGACUACAUUCGACUUGGUUCAAAUCAGUAACAUAAACCGAAAGACAAUUGGAGCAAAAGUAUUUCGGGGUCCAACUCCCACUACCCCGGCAUAUCGUUUCAUUCGAUUUGACCACAUACCUCCAGUGAAUCCAGAGAAAUUAAAGCAGAUUAUCAAGCUCUUACGGAAAAAUGAGGGCUUUAUUCUUUCAGCCACCCUGAGGCAGGACAGGCAAUCUAGAGGCACCAUCAUUGCUUUAGAAGGUCCUGGCACCACCCAGAGGCAGUUUGAGAUUAUUUCCAAUGGCCGAGCCAACACUCUGGACCUCAUCUAUUGGGUGGAUGGCUCCCAGAAUGUGAUUUCUUUGGAAGAUGUGGACCUAGCAGACUCACGGUGGAAGAACAUCACAGUUCAAGUAACAGGAGAGAACUACAACCUUUAUGUUGGCUGUGACCUUAUUGACAGCUUUAUCUUGGAGGAGCCUUUCUAUGAGCAGCUGAAAGCAGAGAACAGUAGAAUGUAUGUGACAAAAGGGUCCAUUCGAGAGAAUCACUUCAGGGGUCUCCUUCAAAAUGUUAAUUUAAUAUUUGACACUUCAUUAGAAGAGGUUCUACGUAAAAAAGGAUGCCAGAAGAGCCAGACAAUUGAAGUGAACACCAUCAAUGAGAGUACUGAGAUCCUUCACCUCAGCCCUGCUGUCACAACUGAGUACGUUGGUGAAAAAACAGAGAAGAAGGCUGAGUUCUGUGAUCGUUCCUGUGAAGAGCUGGGGACUAUGUUCACUGAGCUCACUGGGUUGCGUGUUGUUGUUAACAACUUAGUUGAUAACCUUCAGAAAGUGUCUGAGGAGAACCAAAUCAUGUGGGAAUUGAUUGGACCUAACAAAACUCUCAAGAACCAAUCAGUCUGCUGGCAGGAUGGCCGCGUGUUUGCAGAUAAUGAAAUCUGGACGGUGGAUAGCUGUACCAAAUGUACUUGCCAGAAUUCUAAAAUUGUGUGCCAUCAAAUCACCUGCCCAGCAGUGUCUUGUGCCAAUCCAUCAUUUAUUGAAGGUGAAUGCUGUCCUGUCUGCUCUCAGUCUGAAGACAGUGAAGAAGGCUGGUCUCCAUGGUCAGACUGGACCAAAUGCUCAGUGACAUGUGGCUCAGGAACUCAGAUGCGAGGCAGGUCAUGUGAUGUCACCAGGAGUUCUUGCACAGGUCCACACAUCCAGACAAGAAUGUGUAGCUUCAAAAAAUGCGAGCAUCGCAUACGUCAAGAUGGUGGCUGGAGUCAUUGGUCUCCUUGGUCUUCCUGUUCCGUGACCUGUGGAAUAGGCAACAUCACCCGCAUCCGUCUCUGCAAUUCUCCCAUCCCACAGAUGGGUGGGAAAAACUGUGAAGGAAAGGGCCGUGAAACAGAGAAAUGUGAGAAAGUCCCAUGUCCAAUAAAUGGUCAGUGGGGUCCAUGGUCUCCAUGGUCUGCUUGCACAGUCAGCUGUGGAGGAGGGAUCCAUGAGAGGUCUCGGCUUUGUAACAGCCCAGAGCCCCAGUAUGGAGGAAAACCAUGUGUGGGAGAUGUCAAGCAACAUGAUAUAUGUAAUAAGAAAGAUUGCCCAAUUGACGGGUGUUUAUCAAAUCCUUGCUUUCCUGGAGCGGAGUGUAACAGUUACCCUGAUGGGUCUUGGUCAUGUGGGGCUUGUCCUUCUGGAUACCUUGGUAAUGGAACAGUCUGUGAGGAUCUUGAUGAGUGCAUAGCUGUGCCAGAUGUGUGCUUUAAGGUCAAUCAGGCCCAUCGCUGUGUGAAUACAAAUCCAGGUUUUCAUUGCCUGCCAUGCCCGCCACGCUACAAGGGAACUCAGCCUUUUGGAGUGGGUCUGGAGGUUGCCAAGACAGAAAAACAGGUGUGUGAACCUGAAAAUCCAUGCAAAGACAAAACACACCAAUGCCACAAAUCUGCAGAGUGCAUCUACCUGGGCCAUUUCAGUGACCCUAUGUACAAGUGUGAAUGUAGAACAGGAUAUGCUGGUGAUGGGCGAAUCUGCGGUGAAGAUUCUGAUUUGGAUGGUUGGCCCAAUAAAAACCUGGUCUGUGCUGCUAAUGCUACCUACCAUUGCAUCAAGGAUAACUGCCCCCUUCUGCCUAACUCUGGACAGGAAGACUUUGAUAAGGAUGGCAAAGGAGAUGCCUGUGAUGAAGACGAUGACAAUGAUGGCGUAGAGGAUGACAAAGACAACUGUCCUCUUCUGUUCAACCCACGUCAAUUUGAUUAUGACAAGGAUGAAGUUGGUGACCGCUGUGAUAACUGUCCUUAUGUGCAUAAUCUUGCCCAGAUUGAUACAGAUAAUAAUGGCGAGGGUGAUGCUUGUGCUGUGGAUAUUGAUGGAGAUGACAUUUUUAAUGAACGAGAUAAUUGUCCAUAUGUCUACAACACAGACCAGCGGGAUACAGAUGGUGAUGGAGUUGGAGAUCAUUGUGAUAACUGUCCAUUGAUGCACAAUCCUGAUCAGACUGACAUGGAUAAUGAUCUGGUUGGUGACCAGUGUGACAACAAUGAAGAUAUUGAUGAAGAUGGUCACCAGAACAACCAAGAUAAUUGUCCCUAUAUCCCUAAUGCUAACCAGGCUGAUCAUGAUAAGGAUGGCAAAGGGGAUGCUUGUGAUUCUGAUGAUGACAAUGAUGGAGUUCCUGAUGACAGGGACAAUUGUCGUCUCAGGUUCAACCCUGACCAGGAGGACUCUGAUGGUGAUGGCAGAGGUGAUAUCUGCAAAGAUGACUUUGACAAUGACAGCAUCCCAGAUAUUUAUGAUGUGUGCCCUGAAAAUUAUGACAUCAGUGAAACUGAUUUCAGAAAGUUUCAAAUGGUCCCCUUGGAUCCCAAGGGUACAGCUCAGAUUGACCCCAACUGGGUUAUUCGCCACCAGGGCAAAGAACUGGUUCAAACUGCCAAUUCUGAUCCUGGCAUAGCUGUAGGUUAUGAUGAGUUCAGCUCCGUUGACUUCAGUGGCACCUUCUACGUUAAUACAGACCGUGAUGAUGAUUAUGCUGGGUUUGUGUUUGGCUAUCAGUCAAGCAGUCGAUUUUAUGUUUUGAUGUGGAAGCAAGUCACCCAGACCUAUUGGGAGGACAAGCCCACCAGGGCUUAUGGUUAUUCUGGCGUGUCACUGAAAGUAGUGAACUCCACGACUGGUGCUGGUGAGCACUUAAGAAAUGCUCUCUGGCACACAGGAAAUACACCCGGACAGGUUCGUACAUUGUGGCAUGACCCCAAGAACAUUGGCUGGAAAGAUUAUACUGCCUACAGGUGGCAUUUGAUUCACAGGCCUAAAACAGGUUUAAUAAGAGUUUCUGUGUAUGAGGGGAAACAGGUCAUGGUUGACUCUGGACCAAUAUAUGAUAUGACCUUUGCUGGUGGAAGAUUAGGCCUUUUUGUCUUCUCUCAAGAAAUGGUCUACUUCUCUGACCUCAAAUAUGAAUGCAAAGAUUUCUAAACAAUGGGUGUUACGUUACCAGCAAAGUACUGUAGAUGCUGUGCAACCUAGACACCUCAGCACAUUCUGGUACUUCCAAUUUCUGUCUUUGUGUACCUCCUCUUCCUCUGGCCUUCUGUUCAACCAACCUUAUACCUCCUGGCUGCCAGGCAUGGCUCAGCCAAUCCUAGACCAAAGUGCCUUCUCAGUACUAAGACUCAUGGGACCUAAAUGUGAGCGUCAAACCCACCACUGAAGCAAAAGCAGAUUGAUACAUUAGGACAUUUUUGUAGGGUGAAAACUUAGCAAGACUUGUUUGUUUGUUUAUUUUUUAAAAAAAGGAAUGACGUUUACAUAUAAAGUGUAAUUACUUGAUGUAUUUAUAUAUAUAUGGAGGAAAGGGAGAUAAUGAAUAUCAUCCAUUGUCUUAAAAUAAGGAAAAAAGUGUUAAAACCACUUUUUAUAUGUAGGGUUGACACUUUGCUUGCUCUGAUCAGGGCGUGACUUCACUAACACAC
Molecule: messenger RNA, 4366 nt
Organism: Gavialis gangeticus (Gharial)
Lineage: Eukaryota; Metazoa; Chordata; Crocodylia; Gavialidae
Gene: THBS2
Product: thrombospondin 2
Exons: 22
Coding region: 321-3869 (1182 amino acids)
Biological process (GO): cell adhesion; negative regulation of angiogenesis
Cellular component (GO): extracellular region
Molecular function (GO): calcium ion binding; protein binding
Source: RefSeq, a predicted model, not a curated record